Sphaeroforma arctica JP610 is the source of this 821-nucleotide messenger RNA. RefSeq lists its product as hypothetical. The transcript has 4 exons. The record is from RefSeq and is a predicted model, not a curated record. NCBI's taxonomy places the organism in Eukaryota, Ichthyosporea, Ichthyophonida. The coding region runs from base 1 to 798 and encodes 265 amino acids.
AUGCUCAUCCAUGAGAUCACCGGGUGCGCACUGUCCAUGUCGGAAGAGGAACUUCCCGACUGGGGCCACAGAAACGGCGAGGUACUGUGUGCUCCGGUUGGCCAGAGACGCAUGGACCUGCAGACAUUCACACUAGACGAUUUUGUCCGAGAACGCGGCAAAGAGGUGAACCUAAAGCCGCCGGUUAAGGACCGCAGCGGUCUGUGGACAUCCAUUAAGGACGUGUGGCAGAUCCAGAAGAUUGCCUGGGAGGCAAACAUGCGGUUGACUGGAUCGCACCCCUACGAGUCCAGGCCCCACGCCUGGCCCACACUCAUGGGAGGGGUAUCCUACUGGCAAAACCGGGACAAAAUGACGCAAAUCUACCUACUCGGCAACCCAGCCAUCUUCUACUCAGUGCUGCUGGCACCGAUAGUGUACGUGCUGUGGCUGUGCGUGUGGGCGAUCAGGCGCAAACGAGGGUUUGUGGAUAUGGAUGGGGAGAAGGAGAGGAAGUUCUUGAUGGCCGCGUUCCUGUGGCUCGGUUGGGCUCUGCACUACGUACCCUUUUACUUCAUGCACAGGCAACUGUUCUUCCAUCACUAUCUGCCAGCUCACUACUUCAUGAUCCUGGCCUUUGGGGCUUUCAUGGACAUAUUCCUGGGGGUAUUCCGGUCGGCGCGUGUGCGUGUGGCGGCGGUUGCGCUUCUGCUGUGUGCGUACGCAUGGUACUUUCAUCUCUUUGCAUCGCUCGUGUAUGGCAAUGUGGACAGGAGCGUGAACGACCGUAGGUGGCAGAAGAAAUGGAAUUACAUAUAAAGCUACGAGUCGUACGAAUGUGC